UACCUGUGCAAAUUAAAAAAAUAAAAACCCGGCUAGCUGAUUAAGAAUCGGCGCAAUUAUAAGUGUACUUAUGCAAUAUUCCAUAAACCGAUAAAUCAGGAGAUCCACAUCCAUCGGACCUGUUUUCCGUGACGAUCAGUGAAAAUUGCUAAUCUCAAAAUGUUGUCUAUGCUUCCAAAACGUUUGUUCGCAUCGAUGCCGAAAAUUAGCUAUCAUCGAAGACUGGUAUCAUCCGCUACAGUAGAUAACCAGGUACAACUAAGCGAUUCCUGCAUAAGUCGAUUAAAGGAAAUUUGCCAAAAUGGUUCGUUCCUUCGGGUAUCCGUUGAAGGCGGAGGAUGUUCGGGGUUUCAGUACAAAUUUUCCAUUGAAAAACAACUUGGCGACGAUGAUACCGUGCUAGGUGAUGGCGGAGCUCGUGUGGCUAUCGAUAAUGUCUCUGUCGAAUAUUUGAGCGGUGCCACAAUCGACUACCACACGGAACUGAUACGAUCCGGCUUUCGCGUUAUCAACAAUCCAAAGGCGGAACAGGGCUGUUCCUGCGGAGCGUCCUUUGCGGUAAAGCUGGAUUAAUGAUCGAAUCGUUCGGCUGUGUCUGGCGUUGGCGGCAACAAUGUUUGACUAAAACGCUUUCUGUAGAAAUGAUAUAAACAUGUUCCAUAUUUAUUACAGUUGAAGUUUC
Molecule: messenger RNA, 682 nt
Organism: Anopheles darlingi
Lineage: Eukaryota; Metazoa; Arthropoda; Insecta; Diptera; Culicidae
Product: iron-sulfur cluster assembly 2 homolog, mitochondrial
Exons: 2
Coding region: 160-573 (137 amino acids)
Biological process (GO): iron-sulfur cluster assembly
Cellular component (GO): mitochondrion
Molecular function (GO): 4 iron, 4 sulfur cluster binding; 2 iron, 2 sulfur cluster binding; iron ion binding
Source: RefSeq, a predicted model, not a curated record